AUGCCCUCCCGUCGCAGUCAUACCAAGUCCCGCAGGGGAUGUUUACACUGUAAACGGAGACAUGUCAAGUGCGACGAAGGGUCUCCCAAGUGUGGACUGUGCCGCAAGCGCAAGCUUGAAUGCAUCUAUCCCCCGCCCGGUUCGAGCGACGGUGAUACGCGACCGCCGUCCACCCCGCGAGAGGGCGGGGAGGAGGCCGCGGCGCCCGCGGAGGAGCUGUCGCUGCCCACGCGAAUGCUAGAGAUGCGAUUAUUCCACCACUACCUCACCGACACCUACACCACCCUCCUGCAGGCCAACCUCGGCCCGGACCAUUUCCAAAUGGUCGUGCCGCGACUGGCUAUGGGGGCCCCGUUUCUGCUGGACAGUCUUCUCGCGCUGGCCGCGCUGCAUCUGGCAACGCGGGAGCCCGACGACAAGGGGACGUGGUUGGAGGCGGCGCUCAAGUACCAGAAUCGCGCGUGCUCCGCCUUUAGUCGGGUCCUGGCCGAGCUGACGCCGGAAGAGAGCGGGCCCGCCUUUAUCUGCUCCAUCUUCAUCAUGCUAUGCGCCACCGCCUACCCCUGCAUCUCGCAAGACAGUCACCUCCACGCUUUUGACCCGCUGACCCAAGUGCUCGAAGUGCGCCGCCUGAUGGCCGGUUGCGCCUUGUUGUUCGGGCAGCUGAACGACGUGGAACACGUCGGGGAGCUGCGCGGCUGGCUGGUUUACAAGAACGAGGGAGCGGGCGGGCCCGGACACAUCCCCAUACCCAUGGACCCCAAUCUUGUGCGACUUAAAGAAGCGCUGCACAAAUCCCUCGAGAAGCUCCAGCUCGCGAUCGACAAACUGGACGAAUCCCAACGAGCCGGUUACCGGAGGGCGUGUGCCCUCCUGCAGGAAGCGACCGCGCGAUGGCCGAUGGGAUAUCCCAACGGGGGGUUCAUCGCAUGGCCGGUCAACAUCGACGAGGCGUUCCUCUCGUGUCUGAAGGACGGGCACUGGAUGGCGCGAGUGGUGUUCCUGCACUACGGAGCGCUGGGGUCGGUUGGGCCUGGUCAGCGGGGUGCCGUGGCGAGCGAGAGUGAGCUUUGUAGUCGCCAUGGGACGGAGAUGCUUUUGAUGGGUGGGAAUGCGGCGGAUGCAAGUGGUGGCAUCGGAGGAGGCGGCUUCCAAUUGAUCAAAACACCUGAUAACCAGUUUGAAUUCAUUGACUUUCGCGAAUCGGCCCCUGCGGCGGCCUCUGAGAACAUGUUCAAGAAUAAAUCCGAUGCGUCUACGAAGGGUGGCCUUGCCAGUGGCGUCCCCGGCGAGCUGCGCGGGUUGGAAUAUCUCCACAAUAAGUACGGCUCGCUCCCCUGGUCGACGGUGAUGCAGCCCGCCAUCCAGACCGCACGUCAGGGAUUCCCCGUCACCGAAGACCUGGUGCGCUAUAUGAAAUCUGCAGUCGGAGAUGACGAGGACUUCCUGUCCAAGAACCCGACGUGGGCGCUGGACUUCGCCCCCAACGGCACCCGUCUCGGUCUCGGGGACACCAUCACGCGUCGACGCUACGCCGACACGCUGGAGACGAUUGCCAAACACGGCGCGGAGGCCUUCUACUCGGGCCCAAUUGCAGAGGCGACGAUUGCGGCUCUGACAGCCUCCAACGGCACGAUGACUAUGGAGGACCUGCGCAACUACACGGUGGCCGUCCGCGACGUCGCGCAGAUCAACUAUCGGGGUUAUAAAGUGUCCAGCGCGACGGCUCCUUCGUCGGGGAUAGUGGUUCUCAACGUGUUGAAGGUCCUCAACAUGUACGACGAGUUCUUUACCCCGGGGAAUGUGAAUCUCAGCACGCACCGCAUGGAUGAGGCGAUCCGGUUUGGCUAUGGCCAGCGGACCAACCUGGGAGACCCGUACUUCCUCGACGGGUUGGAUGAGUACCAGAAGAAGAUGCUGUCCGACGCCACGAUCAAGGAGAUCCAUGGUAAGAUCUCGGACACCAGGACCCAGAAUGCGUCGGCCUACGAUCCCGAUGGACUCGAGAGUCUCAACACACCGGGCACGUCACACAUCGCAGCCGUGGACCACACUGGCCUCGCCAUUUCCGAGAUCACCACCAUCAACCUCCUCUUCGGCAGCAAAUUGAUGGUCCCCGAGACAGGAAUCAUCAUGAACAACGAGAUGGACGACUUCUCAACCCCAGGCUCCUCCAACUCCUUCGGCUACAUCCCCUCCCCCGCGAACUUCAUCCGCCCCGGCAAACGCCCCCUCUCAUCCAUGACCCCAGCGAUGGUAACCCACCCCAACGGAACGGUAUUCUUCAUCGCCGGCUCCGCCGGCGGAAGCCGCAUCAUCACCGCCACACUACAGAACAUCAUCCACGCCGUGGACGAAGGCAUGUCCGCCGCGGAAGCGCUGGCGCAGCCCCGUCUCCACGACCAGCUCAUCCCCAGCGAGGUGCAGUUCGAGUAUUCUUAUGACAAUUCCACUGUCGCUUUCAUGAAAUCCCUCGGCCAUAAUGUUACUUGGCUGGCACCGGGGGAGAGCUCCGCGCAGGCGAUCCGUCGGCUUCCGAAUGGGACGUUUGAUGCUGCGGGUGAGCCGAGGCAGCUGAAUUCGGGGGGGAUAGCCGUUUAG
This is a messenger RNA of Aspergillus candidus, 2601 nucleotides long. RefSeq lists its product as uncharacterized. Gene Ontology annotation, molecular function: glutathione gamma-glutamate hydrolase; zinc ion binding; DNA-binding transcription factor activity, RNA polymerase II-specific. The transcript is spliced from 11 exons. Lineage: Eukaryota; Fungi; Ascomycota; Eurotiomycetes; Eurotiales; Aspergillaceae. Gene Ontology annotation, biological process: glutathione catabolic process; regulation of DNA-templated transcription. Gene Ontology annotation, cellular component: plasma membrane. The record is from RefSeq and is a predicted model, not a curated record. The coding region runs from base 1 to 2601 and encodes 866 amino acids.